GUCAGUUUAUUUCGGCCUCUGCUGCAUCAAUUUGGACUAUUGUUGUUUUAAUGUCUCUUUAUGGAAGUGACAUUGCUUGAAUACCCCUUUCAGCAAAACAACGGAAUACUUCUGACACCUUUGUGUGCCCGGCACAUUCUUCUUGUUUCUCGGAUGUUUUGUAUUUGCAUAAUAUAUCAGCAGCUGAGCCAGCUUAUAUCGGUAUCCAUGGUAAUAGGUUGAGUGUGCCAAGUGGUAAAUAAUUAUUUAUUCGAGAUUUUGUAUUUUAAUCUAAGUUCUGGGCGAAGUUAUCCUCCAUGGUCCCCUGUAGUGCACUGUUAUAUUUUGGAGAGGCCAUAUACCCUACAACGCGGGUUUCGAAUUUCUCCUACAGCCCCUGAAGGCAGCAGCAUCCCCUCCAGUUUUACGGUCUCAGCGCCGACUCAACGUGAUCGCGUCUCUCACGGAGAGCCGGUGUGGUGUCUGAGGAGCGCUCAAAAAGCUUCGCUCGUACGCACUUUAAACAGGAUGUAGCGACUGAGACACAUCACGGAAACACACAGAAAAGAAGAAAGCGGGUUAAACUCUGCGACGUGACAAAACACCACUGAGCCAGAAAUGAGCGGCACAGCGGAGGAGAAGAAGAAGAAGAAGAAGAAGACAGGAGAAGUCCCGAUGAGGAAGCUCAUCGUCGGCAGGUCUUGACGGCUGUCCCGCUGACCUGAGACGCCCAGCACCGCACGGUUUACACGCACACCGAAAACCCAACACAGCCGACAUACUCCACCACAUCCCGCCGGUGGACACUGAAAGCGACAAUGGCGAGCCAGGGUGACUGCUGUGUGAAGGUUGCAUUGAGGAUUCGUCCUCAGAUGGCCAAGGAGAAGAUAGAGGGCUGUCACGUGUGCACGCUGGUCACACCUGGAGAACCACAAGUCCUCCUGGGUAAAGACAAAGCCUUCACCUAUGACUUUGUGUUCGACAUCGACUCUGAGCAGCAGCAAAUCCACGAGGCCUGUGUUCACAAGCUCAUCGAGGGCUGUUUGGAGGGCUACAACGCAACAGUUUUCGCUUAUGGACAGACGGGUUCGGGUAAGACCUACACCAUGGGAACGGGCUUUGAUUUGAGCCUGGGCCCACAUGAGCAGGGCAUCAUCCCACGGGCUGUUCACCAGCUGUUUGAGGGAAUCCAGAACAGUAGGGUGCACGCCCAGGAGGCCGGCAUCCAGCCACCCGAGUUUAAAGUCAGUGCCCAGUUCCUAGAGUUGUACAAUGAAGAGGUCCUGGACUUGUUCGACGAAGCCAGAGAUCCAGAGAACCGGAACAGGAAGUCCAACAUUAAGAUCCAUGAAGACGCCAGUGGCAGCAUUUACACCACUGGAGUCACUUCUAGACUGGUGAACUCCGAGGAGGAGCUGCUGCAGUGCCUGAAGCUCGGUGCUCUGUCCCGCACCACAGCCAGCACCCAGAUGAACGCCACGAGCUCCCGCUCGCAUGCCAUCUUCACCAUCUACCUUUGUCAGAUGAGAGUGUGCCAGCGGGCUCAAAUGCAGAACGGAGGAGCAGAAGAGAACGGGGAGUUGAACGGUGUGGACUCCGGCCCCAUCGCUCAGCCGGAGUUCGAGACACUGAUGGCCAAGUUCCACUUUGUGGACCUGGCCGGCUCUGAGAGGCUGAAACGCACAGGAGCUACAGGAGAGAGAGCCCGUGAGGGAAUCUCCAUUAACUGUGGACUGCUGGCGCUGGGAAAUGUGAUCAGUGCUUUAGGGGACCAGACCAAGAAGGGAGGGCACGUCCCUUACAGAGACUCCAAACUCACUCGUCUGCUACAGGACUCCCUGGGAGGCAACAGUCGCACAGUGAUGAUCGCCUGCGUCAGUCCGUCAGACCGGGACUUCAUGGAGACACUGAACACACUGAAGUACGCCAACCGUGCCCGAAACAUCAGGAACAAGGUGGUGGUGAACCAAGACAAGACCAGCCAGCAGAUCAGCGCCCUGCGAGCCGAGAUAGCCCGGCUUCAGAUGGAACUGUUGGAGUACAAGGCGGGCAAGCGUGUGGCAGGUGAGGAUGGUUCAGAGGGCUACAGCGACCUGUAUACGGAGAAUGCAAUGCUGCAGAGAGAAAACGACACAAUGCGCCACAGGGUGAAGGCCAUGCAGGAGACCAUUGACCACCUCAACACCCGUGUAACACACAUGCUGGCCAAUGAGGUCAACACUCUGCUGACUAAGUCAAGUGAGGGCAAUGAGGAGAUCGGUGCAUUAAUACAGAACUACAUCCGAGAGGUUGAAGAACUUAGAUCCAAGCUUCUUGAGAGCGAGGCCAUGAACGAGUCUUUGCGACGGCAGACAGUCCGACUUUCCUCGCGUUCCCCGUUCCCUUCCUCCACUCUCAGCCCCGCCCCCGGCCACCCCCCUGGCUCCUCCCCCGCUUCAUUAUCAAUGGAGGCCGAGUUGACGGACGUGUUACGCCGGGCCAAGCUGGACAUCGACAGGCUGAAGAAGAAGGAGAGGAGGCAGAGAAGAAUGAGUCCUGAUUUGGAGAAAGGUCUGAAGAAACGAGUGAAACUGCACACUCACGAGAAUGGAGAGAACGGGCGGAGUGGUCAGAAUGGACAGAAUGGGGAGAUCGAUUCAGACGACAAUUACACUGAGGAUGUCAUGUCUCCACUGCAGGAGGAGAGCGGUUGUGAUGAAGAUGAGGGGGAGGAUGAAGAGGAAGGCAGGGAGGAGGAAGAGGACGGGUUUGACAGUGACGAGAGCCUGGUGGAUUCAGACUCAGACUCUGAAGAGAAAGCCAACUUCCAGGCGGACCUGGCUGAUCUGACCUGCGAGAUCGAGAUCAAACAGAAGCUGAUAGACGAGCUGGAGAACAGCCAGCGGAGGCUGCUGAUGCUGAAGCUGCAGUACGAGGAGAAGCUUGUUCUACUGCAAAACAAGAUCCGAGACACUCAGCUGGAGAGAGACCGCGUACUGCAGAAUCUCAUGUCCAUGGAGAACUACACGGAGGAGAAGGCCGGCAGGAUCAAGCAGGACUAUGAGAAACGUCUUAAGGAGAUGAACCGAGAUCUGCUAAAGCUACAGGUGGCACAAAAAGAGCAUGCACGUCUCCUCAAAAACCAGGGGAGGUAUGAACGGGAGCUGAAGAAACUCCAGACGGAGGUCAACGACAUGAAGAAAGCCAAGGUGACGCUGAUGAAGCAAAUGAAGGAGGAGCAGCUGAGGAGGAGGAUGGUGGAGGCAAAGAGGAACCGUGAGAUCGCCCAACUCAAGAAAGAGCAGCGCCGACAAGAGUACCAGAUUCGAGCGCUGGAGUCGCAGAAGCGGCAACAGGAGCAGGUGCUGCGCAGAAAGACCCAGGAGGUGACCGCCCUGCGGCGCCUGGCCAAGCCCAUGUCAGACCGCGUGGCCGGGCGUGUGGCCCGCUGGAACUACUCUCCCUCAGUUACAGACUCUGGAGCCGAGUUAUCGGCCAACACUACAGCAAGCAGCUCUGAACCUGAGACUACGAGGACUGUGAGCGGGCUGGUGAAGCAGUGGAACAACAAAAACAAUGUGUUUGGAUAUUUGGCCGAGAGCGAAGGGAGCAUGGAUGGAUCCAGGGUCAUUAGCAAUAGGAAGAAGUUGCAGCGUAAGCCAGCAGGCCUGGGCAGCGUUGCAGCGGCGGGCCGAGCUAGCAGCUUCUCAAAGUCUGCCCGUCAGAAGUGGCAAGCACUCGAGCGUCGCAUUGUUGACAUUGUCAUGCAGAGAAUGACCAUCGCCAACGUGGAGGCCGACAUGGAUCGCCUCAUCAAGAAGCGAGAGGAGCUGACAGUCCAGCAGGAAUCGCUCUCACAUAAGAGGGAGGUACUAAUGGCAGAUGGGGAGGGGCCAGAAGCAGAAGACCGCCUCCUUCAGGAAAUUAACGAGGACAUUGAGGUGCUGAACGCCAACAUAGACUACAUCAAUGACAGCCUGUCUGACUGCCAGGCCACCAUUGUACAGAUAGAGGAGACCAAGGAUGAGCUGGACUCAGUGGACACAUCAGUGGUGAUCAGCUCUUGCUCUCUGGCUGAAGCGCGCCACCUGCUGGACCACUUCCUGAAGGCUUCCAUAGACAAAAGUUUACAGGUGGCUCAGAAGGAGGCUCAGAUCCGCCUGCUGGAGGGUCAGCUGAGACAGACGGAUGUGAUUGGCUCAUCUCACAAUCACAUAAUCCUUGAUGCCCUGAAGGAAAAGGCAGAAUACAUCCCUGAGCUUCAGGCUCUCAUCCACAAUGUACAGCAGGAAAAUGGUUAUGCCAGCACAGACGAGGAGCCCUCUGAGUUCAGCCAAGCCUCUGACAGCAGUGUAUCGCAAAUGAAACAAUCCAACAGCCAAGAUGAUUUCAAAAUAAAGAUGGAGCCUCGUCUGUCAGCUCAGAUGAAGGCGGUGUCUGCAGAGUAUCUUGGUCCCAGUGUCGACCACUCAUCAGGCAGCAAGCAGCAGCACAUCACCAAGUCUCUGGCCUCGCUGACGGACAUCCAGGAGGACGGCCUGAGCUUGGCGACAGCUAGUCUGGGGCUCAGCCUGGCCCUACGAGACCACUACCACAGGGACCGGGUGUCCCGCACCAUCAGCCUACCUGUCAGGGGCCACACCUUUCCCAGGCAGUCUCGGGGUUAUGACACUUCCCCUCUAACAAGGAGGAAAUCCUACGACCGUGCGUACAGGCCCACUGACGGCUAUACUCCCCCCUCAUCCCCUCCUCUAAGGGCCAGGAACGACCGCAAUGUUUUCUCAAGGCUCACCAGCAACCAAACCCAAGGUUCUGCUCUGGACAAGUCGGAUGACAGCGACUCCUCGCUCUCCGAGGUGCUCAGGGGUGUGAUCAAUCCCAUCGGGGGUGUGAAGGGGGGUCGGACAGCGCCCCUGCAGUGUGUUUCUGUAGCCGAAGGCCAUUCGAAGGCAGUCCUGUGUGUUGAUGCCACAGAUGAGCUGCUAUUUACUGGAUCUAAAGAUCGCACCUGUAAGAUGUGGAACCUGGUAACAGGUCAAGAGAUCGUCACCCUCAAAGGCCACCCAAACAACGUGAUUUCAGUCAAAUAUUGUCCUUCCUCCUGUCUGGUCUUCUCCGUCUCCACCUCCUACAUCAAGGUGUGGGACAUCCGCGACUCUGCCAAGUGUGUCCGCACGCUUACUUCAUCGGGGCAGGUGGUUUCAGGGGAUGUAUGUGCGGGCACCACCACCCGCACAAUAACAUUUGCUCAGGGUGAGUGUCAGAUUAACCAGAUAGCCCUCAACCCGUCAGGAUCUGUGCUCUACGCUGCUGCUGGGAACACUGUUCGCAUGUGGGACCUCAACAGGAUGCAAGGAAUGGGGAAGCUGACAGGCCACAGCGGCUCUGUCAUGUGCCUGACAGUGGGACAGUCUCUGCUGGGCAAAGACCAAGUAAUCACUGGCUCCAAAGACCAUUAUGUCAAGGUGUUUGACGUGGCAGAGGGGAUGCUGGGUAAUAUAGGUCCAGCUCAUAACUUUGAGCCGCCCCAUUAUGACGGCAUCGAGUGUUUGGCUGUACAGGGAGAUGUGCUGUUCAGCGGGUCCAGAGACAACGGCAUCAAAAAAUGGGAUCUAGAGCAUCAGGAACUCACUCAGCAAAUCCCCAACGCCCAUAAAGACUGGGUGUGCGCUCUGGCAUAUGUCCCGGGCCGGCCCAUGCUGCUGAGCGCCUGUAGGGGCGGCGUGCUGAAGGUGUGGAACGUAGAAAACUUCACCCCCAUAGGAGAGGUCAGGGGUCAUGAAAGCCCCAUUAACGCCAUAUGUACCAACUCAAGACAGAUCUUCACUGCGUCCAGUGACUGCAGGGUGAAGUUGUGGAGCUAUGUGCCAGGCUUGACCCCGUGUCUUCCUCGACGGGUCCUUGCCAUCAAGGGCCGAGCCACCAGCCUCCCAUGAUUGCCUCUUCUCCGCUCACCAACCCUCCCUUCCUCUGCGACAAGACAGUGAAGAUCUGGUCGUCGAAGGUGUGGAGGAAGAGGUGAUAACGGAGGUGGUUCUUUUUUGUCGCCCAUCUUGCUGCAACUUCAGCUCCUGCUCUGUGACCUGCUCACUUCUGUCAAUGAGAUGUGGAACUGUAAACACCGUUUCCAAGGCAAUCAAGGUGUUUUUUUUUCUUUGUCAGGGUGCAAAAUGACGAAGCAGAGGCGGAAUAUGUAUUCAAAGGCAAAAAACUAUUUGCCUUUCAGAUUUUUUUUUUACUGCCAAUUUUAAAAAACCAUUCAGGUGUGACGCUCGGACAAUAUGAACCGCAUCUAUCUCGCCGUGGAUUCACCAGGCAGAACAAUUUCUCUCUCCUGACAUUAAAACUACCACAGCCUGGCGUUGGAAGGAAAAGAAAAAGUGUCCUCCUGUUCUUUCACCAAGGUUUCCUUAUCCUUGUGGAACAGUGACAGAGGAAUCCGCUUAAAUACGUGUGUACUCGUGUAUCUAUCUACCUUGUCUCAAAGUCAUGACACGGGCUGAAUUUAAAUCCCAGAGGGACGUUAACUGACAAUUUGGACCUCUGACAGUUUCCCCUCGUUCCUCCUUUCAGGACUGUCCGUGUCCAUUAGCAUUGUUCUGAUGAUGAACACAUUGGAGGGUCAUGCUAUGGGCUCAUUGGGUUGGAUGAUCAAUAGAAAAUUGUUGAUGUUGGUUAAGGAAUCACUGGACAAUUAGGAAACGCCAUCGUUUUCCACACCGGAAACGCCCUCCAAUCCUUUUGUUUCAAGUCGCUCUCUGUAUCUCACUGAACUUUAUUGUGUUCCACAAGUCGUAAUUUUUUUUUAAUGACUUUUACUAAUUUAUUAUUUUCCCUACCUCAGUUGUUUUGGACUUUGGUGUGAGGUGGGAGGGAACAUUUUUACAGGUCUCUGUGCAAACACCUGGUGCUUGACAUUUUGAAGUCUUUAUUGUAAGCCUGUCUCUUCAUCUCUGUGUGGAUGUGUCCUCUGUGGCUCUCUGGCUUUAAGACUGUCUAGCUGCUGACCCUGCAAACAGGAAAGCACACGACCAGCAGUGCAACUAAGGUAGCACUGGCCCCGGAGGAUCUGACAGAAUUGUAAUAUCGGCUCUGAAAACUGCUAACUGCGGCAAAAAAACAACCCACCCCUGCAGAUGCACAUGACACAGUACGUACCUACAGCACACACUCUUAAGACAUUUGUGAGCCGGGUACUUCUGUUGAGGCCAAAGUGCCAGAUCAUUAUCUCAACCAUCCUACAGUAUGUGGCCCAAACUUGCCAUUUAUCCUCCACACAAAUGGUAAUAGGAGCCCUAUCAGUUCCCCCCUGCCUGCUUUCAGCUCCACUCUGAUCUUUAAG
Messenger RNA from Anarrhichthys ocellatus (wolf-eel), 7300 nucleotides. RefSeq names its product kinesin family member 21B (gene kif21b). NCBI's taxonomy places the organism in Eukaryota, Metazoa, Chordata, Actinopteri, Perciformes, Anarhichadidae. The transcript has 35 exons. Gene Ontology annotation, molecular function: ATP binding; microtubule motor activity; microtubule binding. Gene Ontology annotation, cellular component: microtubule associated complex. The record is from RefSeq and is a predicted model, not a curated record. Gene Ontology annotation, biological process: mitotic spindle organization; spindle elongation; microtubule-based movement. The coding region runs from base 798 to 5894 and encodes 1698 amino acids.